GGAUAACUGGUGGGAAGUUCUUGGAAAGAGGUCGCAUUAAGAAGCCUGGGCAGGAGCUCUUUAAGAGUGAGCCAUCUGAAUACUUCAAGGCUCAGAAUCUGUUUGUUGGAGCCAAAGUUUGUUUCCAUGGUCACAACUUUCUUUUGGUGGAUGCUGAUGAGUACACAUUCAACUACAUGGAGAAGCAUGCAAAUGAGUUCUCUGUGGCUGAUAUCGGUUUCAUCCUCAAGAAACUGAAAGACAUAGCUGAACCUCGUUCCAGAGAGAUCAGGCAGGUGUUUGCAGCCAGUGAGCCUGAGCAUAGCAAGGAGAUUGAGUAUGACCCUUUCAGACGUUUGAUAGUCAAUAUCACUGAUGGAGCAUUUUCAGAACAUGAAAUUAUCACUCUUGGGAGAUAUUACUGUGUGAAACAUGAAUAUGCAAUGGACCUCCACUACCUUCUUGCAGUAGCUCAAGAAAAACUAAAGAAAAAUAACUUUGUGGAUUUUGGAAAACUGUCUGCAGUGCUUAUAUACAAUGACUGUGAAAAACGUGGAGCGCUGCCCCGUGAGAUGUGCAGGACUAUUUGCAAAUCCUUUAAAUUGCCACUGGCUGAUGAUGUUCUGCAGGCUUUACUGACCAUGUUUGAAGAUGACAAUAAGCAAGUGGAAUAUAAAAAGUUUGUGGAUGGGCUGAACUGGAGAGAGAAUCAAAUCCCUGCUUUCCAGAUGAUAAAGAAAGAAGAUGACAGGAGCAGAAAACCACCAUCCCUUCCUGGGAAAAAGAUCAAAUACUUAUCUCUUCUGGAGGAUCUGUUUGGCAAGGAAGAAUAA
Mesitornis unicolor (brown roatelo) is the source of this 812-nucleotide messenger RNA. Its product is annotated as EF-hand domain-containing family member C2-like. Gene Ontology annotation, biological process: regulation of neuron projection development. Gene Ontology annotation, cellular component: microtubule. The annotation marks the transcript as partial. NCBI's taxonomy places the organism in Eukaryota, Metazoa, Chordata, Aves, Mesitornithiformes, Mesitornithidae. The transcript is spliced from 6 exons. The record is from RefSeq and is a predicted model, not a curated record.